AUGCUUGGUAGAACAAUAGAAGUAGCCCCUCCAAAAGCUAAUCGGAAUGAUCCAUUGCAAAUUAUCAAAUCAAGAAAACGGACACAUGGUAGACCAGCUACCAUAGCUGGUCCAAUGGUUAGAUACUCUAAGUUACCAUUUAGACAGAUAUGUCGUGAUUAUAAUGUUGAUAUUGUUUAUACGCCGAUGAUGUUGGCCAGAGAGUUUGUUCGUAAUGCACAAGCACGUAUAUCGGAUUUUUCCACAAAUGAAAAGGAUACCCCAACCAUAAUACAAGUUGGUGUUAACAACGUAACAGAUUUGUUACGAUUUACUGAGAUGGUUGCACCUUACGUGGAUGGUAUUGGUAUUAAUUGUGGAUGUCCAAUUAAGGAACAAUUACGGGAAGGUAUCGGUUGUGCCUUGAUAUAUAACGAAGAGUUACUAAUAGAGAUGGUAAAGGCCGUCAAAGACAAAUACGGUGAUACCCUUAGAUUAGAGACUAAGAUACGAAUUCAUGAAAAGAAGGCACCUGAAAGGACAUUGAAUAUGUGUAAACAAUUAUGUGAAGUUGGUGUUGACUGGAUUACCGUACACGGCAGACUUCGGACUACCAGAUCAUCAGAACCUGUUGAUUUAGAUGCCAUCAAAUAUAUUGUCGACGGUUUAAAGGAGUACGAUGUACCAAUUGUUGCCAAUGGAGAUUGUUUUACAACAAAAGAUAUGGAACAUAUCGCUGAGUAUACUGGCGCAGAUGGUGUCAUGUCCGCACGAGGUGUGUUAAGUAACCCAGCCUUAUUUGCUGGCUAUGAUAUUUGUCCAUGGGGUUGUGUUGAGAGGUUUAUUAACUACUCUGUUGAAUUUGGUGGUCUACCUUUUCAAUUAGUUCAACAUCAUAUAUUUUGUAUGUUUGAGAAUAUGAAAGUGAAUAAGAAUCAUAUGAAAACAUUAAUGACAACAAAGAAUAUGUUUGAACUUCUCGAUUUUUUGGAUUCCAAGUUCGAUAUAAGAAGGCCAAACGAUCAAGAGUUUGGUGAAAGAGUGGAAAUUCCAUAUAUUUAA
Maudiozyma saulgeensis is the source of this 1041-nucleotide messenger RNA. The record is from the annotation of a GenBank genome assembly. Lineage: Eukaryota; Fungi; Ascomycota; Saccharomycetes; Saccharomycetales; Saccharomycetaceae.